Molecule: messenger RNA, 1695 nt
Organism: Egretta garzetta (little egret)
Lineage: Eukaryota; Metazoa; Chordata; Aves; Pelecaniformes; Ardeidae
Gene: CCN4
Product: cellular communication network factor 4
Biological process (GO): signal transduction; cell adhesion
Cellular component (GO): extracellular region; extracellular matrix
Molecular function (GO): heparin binding; integrin binding
Source: RefSeq, a predicted model, not a curated record
AUGGAUGACUACAGGCUGUUUUGUGAAGACAGACAGGGAAGAAGAGGAGGAGGAGUCACACUCUAUGUUAAGGAAAAUGUUGAAUGUAUAAAAGUCAACUACGGCGACUGUGGAAGCCCUAUCGAAUGCCUCUGGGUCAAGGUCAGAGGGGUUGUCUCCAAGGGGGAUCUUACAGUAGGCAUCUGCUACCAACCUCCAAACCAAGACGAUAAGGCCAAUGAAGCAAUAUUUGGGUCACUUAAGCAAGCUUCUGGUCAACAGAACCUGAUUCUUAUGGGUGACUUCAACUACCCAGACAUUUGUUGGAAGAACAAUAGAGCAACUCAUAUGUCAUUGAUCAAGUUCCUGGCAUGCGUAGAGGACUGCUUCCUCAUACAAAUGUUAGACGUGCCAACGAGGAAUGAAGGACUGCUGGACUCAAACCAAGUAAACCUGUUUCGUAGUAUCUCGAUUAGUGAUAGUCUUGGCUACAAUGAUCACAAUAUUGUUGGGUGUGGGAUCCUGCUGAGUACACUAAAGAAUGUGUUCUACUGCAUGAAAUUAAAAGGAGUCCACCCAAUGGCAUGUGCCCUGCAAAACACAGCUUGUGCAGCUAAAGAGUGAGCUCAAAAGUCCUUCUUAGAGUGAAUUACCACCAAGGAGAAAACAGCAGGAGGUGAUAAGGCCAUUGCCCAGACCUCCACCACCAUGACCCCCACCGUCCCUGCCACAACAGAAGCCUACACACGGACUCAGUAUUGUAAGUGGCCAUGUGAGUGUCCGAAGACCCCACCUCGGUGCUCGGUAGGUGUCAGCCUGGUCACAGAUGGCUGCGACUGCUGCAAGACAUGUGCCAAGCAGCGAGGAGAAAGUUGCACUGAGGCCGACACCUGUGAUUUCCACAGGGGCUUGUACUGUGACUACAGCGGAGACAGACCUAGGUACGAAAUAGGAGUAUGUGCACAGAUUGUCGGUGUAGGAUGUGUCCUCAAUGGAGUCAGGUAUAACAACGGGGACACAUUCCAGCCCAACUGCAAAUACAACUGCACAUGCAUUAAUGGGGCCGUGGGCUGUAUUCCCAUGUGCACAAACUCACGUCCUCCCCUUGUCUGGUGCCCAAACCCAAAGCUGAUUAAGAUGGCAGGGAAGUGCUGCGAACAGUGGAUUUGUGACGACUCCAAGAAAAUCAGGAAGACGUCUCCACGCCACAUCUCCUCUGCAGCGUACGAGGGAGAGGAUGAAGCCUGGCAGAAGAACUGCAUCGUUCACACCUCAUCCUGGAGUCCCUGCUCAAAGACCUGUGGGCUGGGCAUCUCCACCAGGAUUUCCAACGACAACGACCAGUGCAGGCUCCUGAAGGAAAGCCGCCUGUGCAACAUGAGGCCCUGCGAGGUGGAUAUAACCAAGCACAUUAAGCCUGGAAAGAAGUGCUUGGCUGUCUACAGGGCCAAUGAACCAAUGAACUACACCAUCUCAGGAUGUGUGAGCAAAAGUCCAUAUAGACCCAAAUAUUGUGGUGUCUGCACAGACAACAGGUGCUGCACCCCCUACAAGUCCAAGACUAUUGAAGUGAGGUUUGAGUGCCCAGAUGGAACUGAGUUUUCCUGGAAAAUCAUGUGGAUCAAUGCAUGUUUUUGCAACCUGAACUGCAAGAACCCCAAUGACAUCUUCGCCGACUUGGCUCAUUACCAUGAUUACUCUGAGAUCGCUAAUUAA